This is a messenger RNA of Rubroshorea leprosula, 1294 nucleotides long. The record is from the annotation of a GenBank genome assembly. NCBI's taxonomy places the organism in Eukaryota, Viridiplantae, Streptophyta, Magnoliopsida, Malvales, Dipterocarpaceae.
GUAGAAAAUUAUACGCCAAGAUAUUCAACAACAACGCACAAUUUUCUCCUUUCAACAAUGGAACCGAGGAUUUGUAGCAAUGAAGAGGACCAUCAUGCCCAGUAUGCUAUGCAAUUGGCAAGCGCAUCAGUGCUGCCCAUGGCGUUGAAAGCAGCCAUUGAACUCGGAGUGCUCGAGAGUAUAUCUGAGGCUGAAUCUGAAGCCAAACUCUCUCCACAGAUUGCAUCCAAACUUCCAACACAAAACAACCCAGAUGCCCCUUUGAUCCUUGAUCGUAUCCUCAGGCUUCUCGCCAGCCACUCCAUCCUCACUUGCUCUCAAGCCAACCAGGAUGGCCAGGUUCUCAGGCUCUAUGGUUUGGCACCUGUAGCUAAAUACUUCCUUAGGAACAAAGACAGAGGCUCUCUGCAUCCCUUGUUUGACCUGAUUCAGGACAAAGUCAUCCUAGAUAUGUGGUACAACUUGAAAGAUGCAGUUCUUGAGUGGGGACUUCCAUUUAAUCUUGCACAUGGGAUGGGAGCAAUUAAGUAUGUGGGGAGAGAUGCUAGGUUCUGUGAAAUAUUUAAGGCCUCUAUGGCAGACUACAACAGCUUGUUCGUGGAAGAACUGCUGAAAACGUACAAGGGUUUUGAGGGUUUAACGAGCCUGGUGGAUGUUGGUGGGGGCAAUGGCUCUAUCCUUCACAUGAUUGUUUCCAAAUAUCCUACAAUCAAGGGCAUCAACUUUGAUUUACCUCAUAUUAUUGAGAAGGCAUCUCCAAAUCUUGGUAUUGACCAUGUCGCAGGAGAUAUGUUCGUGAGCAUUCCAAAAGCAGAUGCCAUUUUCAUGAAGUGGAUGCUUCACAGUUGGGACGAUGAUCACUGGUUGAAGAUACUCGAGAAUUGCUUCGAAGCAUUACCGGUGAAUGGAAAGGUGAUGGUUGUAGAUUUGGUCAUUCCAGAGGAUCCUGAAACUGAAACUGGUGUUGCCGCUAAGAGCCUGUUUCAGAUGGAUUUGUUUAUGAUGAACAUGAAUGCAAAUGGCAAGGAGAGAACAGACAAAGAAUUUCAAAGUCUGGCAAAAGCAGCAGGAUUUUCUCAUGUUCGAGUGCCUUUUUGCGCUAAUAACUUCUCUGUUGUAGAGUCCUACAAGAACGCCUGAGAGUUAGUAUAUUGGCCUUAAUUAUGCUCAGCUGUAGGAACUUUUGCCUUCUUAUCUCUCUAAAAUCUGAUUGUUUUUACUCAUGAUGAUGCAAUUUCCGAGCUAAAUGGACGUCGUUUCAUGAUAUAAGUUGUAAGAAAUCAAUGAUGUUUGG